Molecule: messenger RNA, 438 nt
Organism: Centruroides sculpturatus (bark scorpion)
Lineage: Eukaryota; Metazoa; Arthropoda; Arachnida; Scorpiones; Buthidae
Product: thymidylate kinase-like
Exons: 1
Coding region: 1-438 (145 amino acids)
Biological process (GO): dTTP biosynthetic process; dUDP biosynthetic process; dTDP biosynthetic process
Cellular component (GO): cytosol; cytoplasm
Molecular function (GO): ATP binding; dTMP kinase activity
Source: RefSeq, a predicted model, not a curated record
AUGGGCGAGUUGCUCCUUUACUCGCUUGACCGAAGAAUUAAUUUAGAGCAGCAAAUUUGGCCGGCUCUAGCAGCUAACAAAGUUGUUCUUUGCGACCGCUACUUAGACUCUUCGCUGGUUUACCAAGGUUACGCGGGAGAGCUAGGGAUUGAACAAGUUUUGAAGAUGCAAAAAUUUAUCACCCGAAACACGUUUCCUGACAUCACCUUUCUUUUUGAAUUACCGCUUAAACAGGCAAAAGUUCGCACCCAAAGUCGUUCCAAACUUGAUCGUUUUGACGCAGUUAACCGUCAGUUUCGCCAAAUGAUUCACGAGGGUUACGACCAGGUGAGACAAAUGUUUGCCAACCGGUUUCACAUAAUUGAUGCUUCACGCGACCGAGCAAACGUUUUGCAACAAGUUCAAACCGUUCUUAAGAAAGUCUUAAAAUUAGACUAG